Messenger RNA from Cimex lectularius (bed bug), 2171 nucleotides. RefSeq lists its product as uncharacterized. The transcript has 2 exons. Lineage: Eukaryota; Metazoa; Arthropoda; Insecta; Hemiptera; Cimicidae. The record is from RefSeq and is a predicted model, not a curated record. Bases 41 to 1609 code for a protein of 522 amino acids.
AUUGUUUUGCUGAAGUCUGAAAUUAUUUUAACGCUCCAUCAUGCUUUGUUAUAUGUGUGGACGUUUCUUCAAAAAUAAAUACACUCUUGCGCGACAUGAACUCGCAUCCUCAUGUCGUAGAAGUUUCAAUACGGCCGUUAAUUUGUCUUGUUCGAAAUGUGGAAGAAAAUUCAUUCGUCGAGACAAUUUAUUAAGACAUGAACGAAAAAUUUGCCGUACUUCUAUAGAACAUCGAACAUUGCCCGAAUAUAUGGACACAGAGACCUUCAACAAAAUGUCAAGCGAGAUAUGUUGGUCAUGUGGAAAACUUACCAAAAGAGAUAGUGAAGAAUCAUAUAAUGAAUGCAAAUGCAACAGAGACAAUAUUCAUGAAGCGCAUUGUGAUACUGAAAAGGAAGAAAGUGAAAUGGCCGAAAUAUUUGCAUGUUUAUGCGGAUAUUGUGGUUCAUCGUUUGCCAACGUCUACACAUGUAUAAGACAUGAAGAAGAGUGCAUAGAAAACUUCCUGGAAGAAAGGUCCUAUAGAUGUAGUAAAUGCGGACAUGCUUUCUUCCAAUCGAAUAAGCGCGAAGAACGUGAAAAGCAAUGCCAAAAUUUAUUUUUAAUGUCAUGUGGCAAAGAAUGCAAUGGUGUUUUCCAUAGUUUCCACAAUCUAAAAAGACAUGAAGGAUUCUGUGGAAAAAACAAAAAUAAAAGACUAAAAGGUGAGCCUAAUAAAGCUUCUCUGUUGGCCGACCGUGGCACCGAGUAUGAAACAGCAUGUGAGGGUAGCCUGAAAUCUUACUUUUUACGAUCACGUUUCAAUAAUGAUAUUAAUUUAUUUUUAAAUGAUAUUAAAGAAACAAUAUGUAUGCAUAUACAAAAUGCAUUACAAAUAUUUAAGUCAUUAAAAGUUAAUUUCGUGUUGGAAUGUGUAUUCCAAAAUUCAGUACACGAUAUUUGUGACAGAUCAUUUAAAACACGAAACGUUGAAGUAUACAUCACUAGUGAUCUAGAUUCGUUUCUCAAUGUAGCAUUUAAUAAACUAAAGAGAGAAUUGGAAGAAGCCGAAAUGAAAAAAAGUGGGUGGUUUUUGGAAGCGAUAGACGGUUUGAGAAUUAAAAUUAAUAAAUUCAACCCCCUGCGAUGUAAUAGCUAUUUACCGUUGCCGAAGAAAAUCAAUAAUAGAAAAGCAUGCAUAAACGUUCAAAACUCUGAUUCACUCUGUUUUAAAUAUGCCAUCCUAGCGAAAUUAGUCCGCAAAAACCCUCACAGGGUUAAUAACUAUAAAAACCUAUCACACGGUUAUAAUUUUGAUUGCGUGGAAUAUCCCGUCCACAUCAAAGAUGUAUCAUUGUUUGAAAAAAUUAAUCACAUAAGUAUAAAUAUAUUUGGAAUCAAUGAUAAAUCAGAUGUGUAUCCUAUAAAAAUUGUUGACGAAGAAUUGGAAGAUCAUAGGGAUCUGUUAGUCAUUUCUAACAGUGAAGGGACAAAUCAUUAUGUGUUUAUAACGAAUUUUGAAAGGUUGGUGUCCUCUCAAAUUUCCAACCAUAAAUCGAAAAUAUUCAUUUGCAAGCGCUGUUUUCAUCACUGCCCGAAUAAAGAAAAAUUCAACGGUCAGAAUUUUUAGGGUCAUCCUUCCACAAGACAUAGAAUUUGUUGAAUUCAAAAACGUGGAAAGGGUGUACAAACUUCCAUAUGUUGUAUAUGCCGAUUUCGAAUGUAUUCUCAAGCCAAUAUCCGAUUGUCAACCGAAUCCCAAUUAUCGAUACACACGUAUGUGGAACAAACACUCACUAAUGAGCUUUUGUGUAUAUUUGAAAAUUUCGGAAGAAGUAAAAAAUGAAAGUAAUGAUUUACCACACUGUCCAUACCUAUACAGAGGUCCGAAUGCCGGGGAACAUUUUAUGAAAUACAUUUAUGAUUUGGCUGUUAAGGUAGGAGACAUCUGCAAAAAUCAGAAAACUAUGAUACCCCCUACUCCUGAGGAACUGCUAGCCGCUCAAAAUUCUAAUGUUUGUUGCGUUUGCGGUAAACAAAUUGAAACGUCUGACGUAUCAGUCUGUGAUCACAAUCACAUAACGGGUCGUUUCAGGGGUAUUGCCCAUAAAAAUUGUAAUUUAAGAGCAGUUGUACCAAAUUUCCUUCCAGUGAUCAUUCACAAUUUGAGCGGUUAUGAUAGUCAUUUUAUA